Molecule: messenger RNA, 1917 nt
Organism: Kluyveromyces marxianus DMKU3-1042
Lineage: Eukaryota; Fungi; Ascomycota; Saccharomycetes; Saccharomycetales; Saccharomycetaceae
Gene: RRN3
Product: rDNA-binding RNA polymerase I transcriptional factor
Exons: 1
Coding region: 1-1917 (638 amino acids)
Biological process (GO): transcription initiation at RNA polymerase I promoter
Cellular component (GO): nucleus
Molecular function (GO): RNA polymerase I general transcription initiation factor activity; RNA polymerase I core binding
Source: RefSeq, a predicted model, not a curated record
AUGGUCGUAGACAACAAACAGAAACGACAAUGUACUGCAGAAACAGCAGGUGACGCCUCGAAGAAGAAGCGGAAAGUAGAGUUUGAUAUUGCGCCUCAGGCCCAGGACUUGCAAGGAGGAAGUGAGGGCGACUCGAAAUUUGCAAUGGAGAUGUUUGAGAGUUUCGUGAUCCGGGCUUUGAAAGAUCUGGAUAAUGGUGAGUGUUCUGGAAUGGAGUCACUGGCCAUGCAGGUGUCGCUGCCGGCGACAGAUGCGGAUAGAAUUAGUGUCGAGAAGCUUACGGUGCUUCUACGGUUGCUGGGUAACAAUAUAUCGAAGAUUGAUAAUAGUAAGAGCGGGGCAAGCAUGAUUCGGUCGAUAAUAAACUUUGAGAAAUGGUGGGAAUUGCCUGGCCCAGCUCUAAGUAGCUAUAUAUCGUUCAUUAGAAUCCUGUGUUCUAGUCUGCCCAAAUGGUGGCAGGAUGUGUCUAUGGCUCUGAUAUCGAACUUUGCGCUUUCGCCUGGGAAGACGGUGCAGCACCAUGAGAUGUUGAAGUACUUUUUGAAGACGAUUCCGUCGUCGAUCCACUUUAUCGACACGUACAUUGGGAAGUUCUUUCCGAACAAGAACGAUUCGAAGAAGGUGCUGCUCAAUUUUAUAUCCAAUGUGUUGGCGUUGACGGAGUACUGCCACGAGCUGCGGUUCCAGGCGUGGUCGUUGGUGAUUGAGAAGGUGAUUUCGAUUGAUGUGGAGUUGCAGAACGAGUUGGACGAGUUGGACGAGGAUAUUGAUGAUGACACGGGGGAUGAUGAUGAUGACGAUGAUGACGAUGAUGACGAUGAUGACGAUGAUGACGAUGAGGAUGAGGAUGAGCAAGAGGAGGCCACUGAGAGGGUAAAUGAUGAUGCAGAUGACGAUAUGGACGAAGAUAUGGACGAUGAUGAAGAUCUUGGAGAUAGUGACGACGAUGAGGCUGAAGUAGAGGUGGACGGCGACGAAGUGUACUACGUCGACCUCUCACACAACAUCAAGGAACUGUCGUCAAAGCUAGACGAGAUUUUGUCCGUGAUAACCUCGAAACUAUCGUGCGCAUUGACCCCAGAGUCGUUGGAAGAAGGCGACGGUGUCAAUAUCUUCAACACCUUGACUUCGUUGUUCAAAUCGCACAUCCUACCGACCUACUACACCAGAUCCGUGCAGUACUUGAUGUUCCACGUGUCGCAGCAACAACCAGAGCUCAUGGACGCGUUUUUGGUCACCUUGAUAGACAUUUCCUUUUCCCCAACAGAAACCAUGGAAAAGAAGAUCAAAUCGCUACAGUACAUUGGCUCCUUCAUCGCACGCGCAAAGAAGAUGACACGCACGCAGAUCGUAUUCGUAACCAGCUACUUGACCUCCUGGCUCAACAGGUACGUCUUGGAAAGAGAAGAAGAAGUUGACCAGCCCGGCGGAAUGGAACGGUUCAAGCACUUUUACGCCGUCUUCCAGGCCAUCUGCUACAUCUUCUGCUUCAGACACUCCCUAUUACGCGACGGAGACGACGCCUGGGAGUGCGAGCUCGACAAGUUCUUCCAACGCUUGGUCAUUUCCAAGUUCAACCCGUUGAAGUACUGCAACGAAAACGUCAUGAUGAUGUUCGCCAAGAUCGCCCAACAUGAAGGCGUCGUCUACUGCUUCAGCAUCAUCGAAAACAACAACAACGAACGUCUAAGAGGUAUCACAGGAAAGGCCACAGAAUCCGGGGGCGGCUCAUCGGUGAACGGCUCCUGGUCCUUGGCCACAAGACAGCAGUUUAUAGAUUUACAAUCCUACUUCCCAUACGAUCCACUAUUUUUGACCAACUACAAGACAAUGAUGAAGGACUAUUAUAUAGAGUGGACUGAAGUCAGCAAGGGCUAUGACAGCGACGUUUCCGAGGAACUGGACGAGUCGCCAUAG